Seminavis robusta is the source of this 366-nucleotide messenger RNA. The record is from the annotation of a GenBank genome assembly. NCBI's taxonomy places the organism in Eukaryota, Bacillariophyta, Bacillariophyceae, Naviculales, Naviculaceae.
AUGGUCUUCAUCAUUGGUAAGCGAGACGAAGCCAUCCAAUUUGCGCUGGACCAAACAAAGACUGGUGUUGUGCUCAAAGAUGCCACCAUAGAAAUGAUGCCCAAGACCAUGACGGAUUGGCAUUGCAACUCCCAAGCCAUGCAUGAUAAAAUGCUGAUGAAUCGUCAACUUGUCAGCUGCAUUGUCGUGUCGAAAGACAAAUUGCCAGGCACAUGUGGUGGGAAGUCCUGGAUAUUUUUGGGGGUCCAACCCAAAGUCGGCUGCCCUCAUGUGCAGCUCCUUUUGCUGCAAAGCCGUGAGCUGAUCCUUGCUGUCGAUGUGGCUAGUGUUGCAAAAUCCGUACACCAGCUGACGAGACCCUCCUAA